Entrophospora candida is the source of this 362-nucleotide messenger RNA. Lineage: Eukaryota; Fungi; Glomeromycota; Glomeromycetes; Entrophosporales; Entrophosporaceae. The record is from the annotation of a GenBank genome assembly.
AAAGAGAAAUUUUAGAACCAGAAAAAAUUUUUACCGAACAAGAAAAGAGACAAAAUAAAGAAAUUGAUUUUGCUUUUGCUGAGAAGUAUGAACUGUUAAGGGGAGGAGUUAUAGAAGAGAUUGAUUGCGGCACCGGUUUUUGUAAUUGCCCUGAAACUAACUUUCUGCUUACCAAGGAGGAUAAAAACAAAGCCAUAGAAAUUAUUAACCAAGAACUAGAAAAAAAACAAGCCGUUAUUCAUUGGGAAAAUGGCCAAAAAGAACUUGUAUCCGAAAAGGAUUUACCACUUGUUCUCCCUCCUCUAACCGAUUUUGCUCCUAACCCGAAUUAUUACGCUCCUUUACAAAAAGCAGAAAAUUGA